Molecule: messenger RNA, 624 nt
Organism: Columba livia (rock pigeon)
Lineage: Eukaryota; Metazoa; Chordata; Aves; Columbiformes; Columbidae
Product: olfactory receptor 14J1-like
Exons: 2
Coding region: 1-624 (207 amino acids)
Biological process (GO): G protein-coupled receptor signaling pathway
Cellular component (GO): membrane
Molecular function (GO): olfactory receptor activity; odorant binding; G protein-coupled receptor activity
Source: RefSeq, a predicted model, not a curated record
AUGUACUUCUUCCUGCUCAACCUCGCCGUCAUUGACCUGGGUGCCAUCUCCACCAUUGUCCCCAAGUCCAUGGACAAUUCCCUCUGGGAUUCCAGGGCCAUCUCAUACUUGGGAUGUGCGACACAGCUCUUUUUGUUUCUCUUCUUGAUCACAGCAGAGUAUUCUAUGCUCACAGUCAUGUCCUACGACUGCUACGUUGCCAUCUGCAAACCCCUGCACUACGGGACCCUCCUGGGCAGCAGAAUCCUCAAGCUCUCCUGCUCACACUCCUACCUCAGGGAACUUGGGCUUAUUGUAGUCAGUGCCUGUUUGGCUUUUAUGUGCUGCAUUUUCAUCGUGGUGUCCUAUGUGCAGAUCUUGAGGGCCGUGCUGAGGAUCCCCUCUGAGCAGGGACGGCACAAAGCCUUUUCCACCUGCCUCCCUCACCUGGCUGUCAUCUCUCUGUUUGCCAGCACCUCUUUUUUUGCCUACCUGAAGCCCCCAUCCAUCUCUUCCCCGUCCUUGGACCUGCUGGUGUCUGUUCUAUACUCGCUGAUACCUCCAACCUUGAACCCCCUCAUCUACAGCAUGAGAAACAGGGAGCUCAAGGAUGCCCUGAGGAAACUAAUGGAGGGAUGCAUUUGA